Messenger RNA from Podospora anserina S mat+, 3282 nucleotides. RefSeq lists its product as uncharacterized. The transcript has 2 exons. The record is from RefSeq and is a predicted model, not a curated record. Bases 1 to 3282 code for a protein of 1093 amino acids. NCBI's taxonomy places the organism in Eukaryota, Fungi, Ascomycota, Sordariomycetes, Sordariales, Podosporaceae.
AUGGACAUCUUGUUUUCUGUUUAUGGCUCUGGGCCACUCCCCAAGACAGCCUUGGAGGAGGUUGAGCGCCGGACUGAGGAAUUGCUCAAGUCUGGCACGUUCAACCAUCUGGAGAAAAAGUCCAAGCUGGACCAGCUACAAGAAACCUACCCUCCCUCCGUGCCAUAUUCUGCUACCUCCCAAGGAAGCCUCCCAUCUCUCCAACUCCCGCGCUUCGACUCACCGCCUACGGACCGCAGUACCCCGAUGCUAAGCCCAGAAACCAAGGGUGUUACACUACAAUCACUUUCUAUCACUAUCCCACGAUCCCCCGAAAGCCACUCACCGUGCCCCGGCACUGGCGAGGAAGACAGUGGAUCAGAAACACCGACGGCAAAUCUUGUAUCUCCGCACAAGCAGGUCAAGUUUCUGUCUCCGGGCAACGACGAGGAAGCCAUGUCAGAUCAGUCGUCAAUCUGCCAAUCUCCCAGCUGGGAGAACUAUGGCCAGCGGAAGAGGGAGAAGAAGCUCGAAGCCGAACGCCGGAAAAAGGAAAAGCUGCUAGCGGAGAAGGAAGCGAAGGCGUCGAAGAAACGUACCACCGCAAGACUCAGCAAACUCCCGCCGUCCGCCAGUACUCUGAACACCGGGGCACGAACAACUGGCUUUAUCAGUCCAGAGCGCUCCAUGUCUGAUCCGUCUCUGAUCACACAGCAUUCACUGUUGCAUCUCCAAACGGUCCAACGACCUGAGGGCAGCGGAAAGGCGGCGUCUACCGAUAAUCUUCAACCAAGCAGGCGUCACUUCCUCGCCUCCAGCGAUAUUGUAAACGGAGACAAUGCUGCUCGGCCCAAGACGGCCACUCAAACCGCCAUACACAAUACUCCCGGCGAUUCGCACUUGGAACUGCGGAGAUCUAUCUCGGAGGGGCCUCUUCCGAAUGUCGCAGCCAUUCCAUCGUCACUUUCACUACAUCAGGAUGGCCGGGUUCCAAGAGAUAUGUGUCCGCCUUCAGCCUCUAGAACACCAAUGCUAAGACAUAUGUCUCCGUCCGCCCAUACGAGAAGCAACAGCCUACCUCAGACGGCGGCUUCGCAGCCCAGAGGCCGCGAUGGGCAUAAAAUAAAUCUGACAUCGGCAGGGCUGGCUGAUGAGGAAGCGUUGGCGAACUCCAAGCCACAAGCUUCAUCAAGGAGUAGCUCAAGUAACCCUAGACAUUCGCGACGCUCCUCAUUCACCCAAGACGCCAAAGCGGCAGCCAUGAAACUCAUUGGCAGAAGAGGCACAUCUGCGACACGGAGCGACAACACGAUAGACACCCAACCGUCAGGCAUCGAGGCCGACUACUUUGGCGAUGCAAACCAUCCCCUCGCCUCAGGCUCAAGUCCCAUAGAAUCACAUGAAACUGCGACCCGCAUUCCUCCCUCUACAUCUCACAGCACUGGAAGUUCUGGGGGCUUCUCGAUGAUUUCUGCUAGCCAGAGUAAAAGAUCCCGAAGUCUCAAAGAUGCGGCGAAGGCAGCACUGAGCAUUGGAAAAAGACCUCAGCUCCAAACAAGCGCAACGACACACAUAGCAGGCCCGCCAUAUUUCUCAUUUCGAGACCGUAAGCAGUCAAAGGUGUCCAUGUCUCAGGAAGUGGGCAGUCCGAGUGUUCAGGAUGAGCCACCCACCCUGACAUCAGUAGUAAGGCGUCAAGAACUAAAGCUUUAUUUGAAGGUUCGGCAUGCUAAUGUGAAGCAGACCUCUGUAUCUCAGUCUGGGGCACCUGGUUCUGUGGCCAGUAACGGAACAACAAGUCAAACAGGAAGCCGCGCUUCCGAAGGCUCGUCGACUUCAACUUGCUCCACCUUCGAAGACGGAUCCUCUCUUGUAUCGCAAACAAUCACCCCGGACACAUCCAGGCCUCAGUCUUCUGGGGGUGAUUCUGCAUUGGAGAAUAUUUUGACUCAAAAAGAUCCCAAUUUCCAAGGGACCGACUACACACAGUCUGCAAGGUCGAGUAAAUCGACUACGCCUCGUCCUGGGAAUCCAGAAAAUUCUGGAUUAAGUUCAGGUGGCGAUGAUGACUGGUGGAAAAGAGAGGCCAUGCCAGUCGAUCAAGAUAAUGAUGCACAGUCUUUCAUGACGUCUCGCUCGACUUUCGAUGACACGGAUGAACCUUCGCCAAACUCGUCGAACAAUACAGCUGAGUUACCACUCAGGAACAGGACUGAGGGCUUGGAGUCUCGACUAGGCCUGGCAAGAAAACUACAAUCGGCAGACGCAUCUGGUUCACCAACCUACCCUACCCCGUUGCCGGGAUCCUCUGUUGCACCUGCCAUUGUGAUACCGCCUCGAUCCAUGAAACGGAAUCUUUCCAUUUCUGAUUCAGGUCACACAUCUCCGUACAUUGAGAGAAACACAGAAACUGCCCCAGCUCACUAUGGUCCCGUUGAAGAUGUUGCCACCAGACCUUUGAAGCGUGAGGGCGCAAAUCGAAAGCAAAAAAGGGAGUUGAGGACUCGGGAGUAUGGGAGCAACCAGUCUGCCUGGCACGGAAACGAGCACUCUGCCGAACCACAUCCUUUGUAUUUGUCGACAGAUUUACCCAGCCCACCCCUCCCCCCUAGAUCAGGGACCCGAAGAAGCAAGCCUGUUAUGGCUGCUGAGUUUCAAAUACCCUCGAGCCCUUACUCAGAGGACUUCCCUGGGGACGAUAGUGUUUUUGGUCCCAGCUCUCAUGUGGAGCCAUCACCUCACCCAAGCACCAGGUUUACACAUCAUAGCGCCGCCAGACCAUCAUCACAACCUCGAACACACUCUGCUCCAAUUCUGUCUCCUGCGCCUAUCUCAGCGCUGAGACCGCAUACUCCAUCGCCGCUUACUUCCCCGGGAGCACAAAAUUCAGGUGGCGCUUCUAAACCUGGACCGGUAUCUAUCCUGAAGCCACCAAAGCACUCAGAGAUAUCAUUGUCUGCACCGACAUCGCCAGGCCAGCCUCCCACCCUGUCCGCACUGCCGAGACACAUGCAACUGAAACCCGGCACCUCCAGUCGCACGCCGAGUACCGUCACAGAGUCACGGAUGGCUCCCAUAGCCAAAAUGUUCGUCGAGUGCUGCAGCUGCAAGUUUUACCACGACAUGCCAUCCAAAAUCUACGAAUGCAUGGCGAAACCGGACGCGGUGGUCGAGGACAGAAACCUGGGGAUAUCGGGAGCGAUUACCACCGCAGUGAAAUGCCCAUGGUGCCAACAUAGUAUGAGCACCGGUUGCUGCGCGGGUUAUGCUGCUGUUGUUUACCUCAAGGAGAAGUUGCACUAG